This is a messenger RNA of Hymenoscyphus albidus, 568 nucleotides long. NCBI's taxonomy places the organism in Eukaryota, Fungi, Ascomycota, Leotiomycetes, Helotiales, Helotiaceae. The record is from the annotation of a GenBank genome assembly.
AUGUUGUUUGCAAUCUUUCUGCUUGGCCUUCUCAAUCUUCUUACUAUUGCCUCUUCUACACCAGCGGUCUUGUCUCGUGAGAAACGAUCUAAAGUAAGUUGAUGACACAAAGACCUCCAGUUAGCUGACUUAAAAACAGUCUACAAUUAUCUGUUGCAAACCACAAACUAACCAUGGUGGUACGGAGGUGACCCUGCUAUCCAAAAAGGAAUCGACACUUUGAAAGACAGACCUGGCUCUUGCGCUGUUGCUGCCGGCCCAAGGGUAUGUACAGAUCUGACUUGCGAUGACAAACACAAGAUCCAGCUCUGCAACGACAAUACAUAUGCAAUUGCGCCCACUUGUUCUUAUCUCGCCACGUAUGCGGAGGAUAUCAUGGAAAAAUGUUCAGAGCCAGGUGAUCCUACGAUUGGCACGCCCAGUAUUUCCUGUGGCCAACAAUUUGAUACCGACAAUUAUAAUGUGAGCUCAUCCACAUAAACUGAUUUGUGGGUGUAUCUUGCUAACUGUGAAUUUUUUUAAGGUCAUUAUCAUGAAAAACAUCGAUGGCGAAUGUACUGGACGUUAA